UCGGUGUAUUCCAUAGUAUAUUGUAUUGUGCUAUGGCAUUUAGUUCAAUGUGUAUUAGAAUAUUUAAGUCAUUGUAAUAAAUUAAAUGUAUUUGGGCGUAUGGAUAAUCACAAUAUUUGUAGACGGUUGUAAUUAAGACAGAACGUUUCAAGAUGCAGACAUUGGCUCUAAUUAGAAGUAACCAAUACAAUAACAUUCACCAGAUAUGGACUGCUUAAAGAUGGAACUUAAAAUGCAGACGAUAUGUUUCAAAAUAUGUAAAUAAUGAUGUUGUGGAGUAUAAUAUAAAUUAUGUUAAUCAUCAAGACUUUGAAAGAGAGGCUAGAAAACCCUAAAAAUCAAUUAUCGUUUUUGGGCAACGUAACCCGACUAAUUAAGUCGUUAUAUUCCGACUCACUAUCAAUCGCAACUAUAGGCCGCUUUGAGGGCGCAGAAUUAUUCGAGUUAGUGAACAACGUCUAUUUGUCAUCAUAAUUUCUUAAAACCGUAAUUUUCUAAAGUGGAUGAAGAUACAAUGUCACAGAAUACAACAUCGAGCUAUGCUUUGGAGACACUCAACGAUGACAUGGCGCAUCGACUACUUCCGGUAAUAAUAAUUGUUGGAUUAUACAUGAUUAUUGGUUUAUUCGGAAAUCCUCUGGUUGCAAUAUAUUAUGGAUUCUAUGCAAAGAACACUCCGUCUCAUCAUUUUAUUCUAUCUUUAUCCUUAUUGGAUUUAGUCAUGUGUUGUGUCGACAUGCCAUUAGAGAUCGUCGAUCUCCGCCUUUAUUAUAAUUUUGAAAGUGUGGCAGCAUGUAAAUGUCUGCGAUUCAUCAGUUAUUUUUGCAGUAUUGCGUCAGGUUGUAUUUUAUUGGCUAUUGCUACAGAUCGUUACCGAAAGAUAUGCCAGCCUUUCAAAAAGCAGAUUACAUUAAAAAUGACAAAAAUUAUGAUAGGAUGUGCAUUUUUGUUUUCAUUAUUUGUGUCGUGGCCGAGUUUGGUAUUUUACACAGUAGUCAGGGUAAACGUCACGAGAGUUCCGGCUUUAGAAGGUUUUGAUUGUACAUUGUUAAAAGAUGAUGAGUACACCGCGUUAGUGACUGCUUACAACAUAUUUCAGUUUGUAUGUUUCAUUUUUGCAAUUACUAGUCUAACUGUCCUCUAUACAUUAAUAGGAAGAAAACUAUAUCAACUGCGAAGUUUUAAAUUCUAUGCGACAAAGGAUACUGCUAGGAGUGAAAAAGGCCAACACAGCUCCUCGUAUACAAGUUACAGUGAUAAUGAAACACCGCGUUCGACGAAUCUACACCGUUUAUCAUCUCACAUGAUAGAAAUUCCGGACGAAAUUGACGACAAACCGCUAGCGACGAUAAAAGUGUUAAGCAGCGGAAGUAGCUACUACAAUAAAAGUAGACCCACUUCGGCAUCGUCUGGAUAUAAAUCCGCAUCGUUUAGUUCUAGAGGGUCAAAGAUUCAUCCAGAAAGAAUAGAAAACAACGAAUCAUCUUUGUCUGAAGUAAGAAUAUCUAGAACAAAAUCAGACGUUACACCUGUACCAAAACGAACAAAGUCUGACGUAACCAAUGGCGUCAUAAAAGGUGUAUCAAUUAGCAGUAUAGAAAUUCCGGAACGAUUACGGUAUAAUGGAUCAGUAAAAUAUGCAUUUUCAGAGAGAUCAAUUAUGAGUAAAUUUGGAUCUUCAAUAUCGAAAGUGUCACAUUUAACUGAGUAUGACGAUGCUUAUUUUACACCCGAAAAUCAAACUGAGACGCGUGACGCAAAUCCAGUUGGUGAUAUUGAUGACAGCGGGAAAAAAUUAAAGGCACAAAAUAUACGCACGACAAAGUAUACUGUCAUUAUGUUGUCAAUAACAAUAACAUUUGUGCUGACUUAUCUUCCCUAUCUCGGCCUAAUAACAUGGCGGACACUUGAAGAGGACAGACUUUCGGAAAUCAUGACAAAAUCAGAACUUGUCGCCCUUGAGUUAUUUUUGCGAUCGUUUUUGAUCAGCAGUAUAGCGAAUCCUUUUAUAUACGGAUUUCUAAAUACUGGUUUUCGGAACUUCGUGAAAAAUGUACUUAAAAAGUUUUGUUGGUGCUGUCCAUGUUUGAAGGAGAAGGUGAACAAAUUCUCGGAAACCGACCAUUCUUAUUCAAAUGAAACAACUAAUAAAACUACGUAGUAUCAAAGGAAAGACAACUGUCUUUAAAUAUUAUUAUAAUAAAAUAAUUUAAUUUUGGAUGUAACACGUCCUCUGAUUGGC
Molecule: messenger RNA, 2242 nt
Organism: Mytilus californianus (California mussel)
Lineage: Eukaryota; Metazoa; Mollusca; Bivalvia; Mytilida; Mytilidae
Exons: 3
Coding region: 515-2161 (548 amino acids)
Biological process (GO): G protein-coupled receptor signaling pathway
Cellular component (GO): membrane
Molecular function (GO): peptide binding; G protein-coupled receptor activity
Source: RefSeq, a predicted model, not a curated record